Messenger RNA from Nerophis lumbriciformis (worm pipefish), 1986 nucleotides. NCBI's taxonomy places the organism in Eukaryota, Metazoa, Chordata, Actinopteri, Syngnathiformes, Syngnathidae. The record is from RefSeq and is a predicted model, not a curated record.
AUGGCCGAGGCCGCGCUCGCCGACGCCGUGGCCAUAGACCCGGACUUCGAGCCCCAGCAGCGGCCGCGUUCCUGCACCUGGCCGCUGCCUCGGCCGGACUCGAGCGCCGCUAAGCCGGACGCCCACGAUAUCAUCCCGGAGGAAGACGACGACGAUGAGGAGGGUGCCCACCACCAGCAUUCGGCCAUCAACGGUGGUGGCUCCGGUGCAAUCACGGACGACCAGAGUAGCGGCAGCCCGCUGGCCGACGGGGCGCUCUCGUCACCCGGCCAGGAGAGCGGCGGCUCCCCGCAUUCAGCGCACUCUCCACCGGCCAUCUCCGCAGUUUCCGGAGCGCUCACAUCGGGCAGCUUGGCAGUGCAGCAGACCCCCAGGAAGACUUCGUCUCGCCGCAACGCCUGGGGGAACCUCUCGUACGCCGACCUCAUCACCAAAGCCAUCGAGAGCGCGCCGGACAAGAGACUGACACUGUCCCAGAUCUACGAUUGGAUGGUCAGAUCCAUCCCAUACUUUAAGGACAAAGGAGACAGCAACAGCUCGGCUGGAUGGAAGAAUUCCAUCCGGCACAACCUGUCACUGCACAGCCGCUUCAUCCGUGUCCAGAACGAAGGAACGGGCAAGAGUUCCUGGUGGAUGAUCAAUCCAGAAGGAGGAAAGGGCGGCAAAGCUCCUCGUCGCCGCGCCGUCUCCAUGGACAACAGCAACAAGUACACCAAGUCGGCCCGUGGCCGUGCCGCCAAGAAGAAGGCCGCAUUACAAGCCGCGGCGGCCGCAGCAGGCGACGUCAACGGCGACAGUCCUUCAGGACUUUCCAAGUGGCCAGGGAGCCCGACGUCACGCAGCAGCGAGGAACUGGACGCCUGGACGGACUUCCGCUCCCGCACUAAUUCCAAUGCCAGCACAGUGAGCGGUCGUCUUUCGCCGAUCCUGGCCAACCCAGAGCUGGACGAGGUCCCCGAUGACGAGCCUCCCCUCUCGCCGAUGCUUUACUCAAGUCCCGGCCGCACUUUGUCUCCAGGCAACGCGGGCAACGGAAAGGCCGCCCCCGCCGAGCUGCCCCGCCUGGCAGACCUGGCCGGCACAAUGAACCUGAAUGACGGACUCGCUGACGAGCUGAUGGAUGAGCUGGAUAACAUCAACUUGUUGCCGAACACUUCAGGGCAAGUCACUUCAAACGGAACCACGGGGUUCACGUUUGUCCCCAAAUCCAACGGGCUGGGCUCAUCUUCCCCCAGCGCCUCACCUUCGUCCAACUCUCCUUCCAACGGCGGAGGAAACUACAGCAACUCCAUCUUCGGCUCCCACGCGCCAGGUUCCUCCUUGCGUCCGUCCCCCAUGCAAACCAUCCAAGAGAACAAACAGACGUCAUUCUCCAGCAUCGGCACUUCCCGCUUUGGUAGUGUGACGCUACAAGAUCUUCUCAACUCUGACAACCACAGCGACGUAAUGAUGACCCAGUCGGACCCUCUCAUGUCGCAGGCCAGCGCUGCUGCCGUGGUGUCGCAGAACUCACGCCGCGGCCUCAUGCUACGCAAUGAUCCUAUCAUGACUUUCGGAACUGCCGGAGGAAUUCAAGGCAACCAAGGGGAGACGCUACAAAGCAACAACCACAACCACAGCGCUGCGAGGUCCAUCAACAGAGGCCUGAAUCUAGCCAACGAGGUGAACGCCCUGACUAACGCCAAACAGCAGCUCCUGCUUUCACCCUUGGGAGGGAACGGCUCCUCCUCCAUGCAGAUCGACACAUCAAUCUUCUUGAACGGGGCGGUGAGCAGCAACGGAGGUGUCUGCCAGGACCGCUUCCCCACAGAUCUGGACCUGGACAUGUUUAACGGCAGCUUGGAGUGCGACAUGGACUCGAUCAUCAGGAACGAGCUGAUGGACGCCGACGGACUUGACUUUAACUUUGACUCCCUGAUCAACAUGAACGGAGUCAGCAACUUCGCAAGCGCCAAGCAGGCUUCUCAGAGCUGGGUACCUGGCUGA